CGACUAUUCAACCCUACAGGGAACACAGAAAACAUUUCGUACCCCCUACCGGGCCACUCAACGUCGACUUGACCGUUAUUAGUUUUUCGACCCCGCCAUGCCGCCGCCGCGACUUCUGCAGCGCACCCGCCGACCGGACGCGGCGUCGUCUGGACGCCAGGCGCCUGAUGAUGCUCCCCUCGAGCUACCGCCCUACGAACCGCCGUCGUAUCCCAUGGAUGAAGCAAUCAAGCGGAAACUCGCAGCUAUUAGCGGUAGCCGCGAGACAGACAGUGCGAGGCGCCAGUACGAGACCCAUCUCGCCAAGUCGUCCACCUACCUCUUCGAGAGCGUCGGCAGCAUCAACGAUAUCCUGUUUGCCCGUAAGCGCUCGCUCGCCCACAUGGUCGAGAAGCGGUGGGCCCGUGGCGAGGACGGCACGAGCGAUGCCCAGCUGUCUCUGGAGGAGUACGUGGCUGAGCUGGAUGCCACCAUCACCGAGUUGACCGACUCUUCUGAGCAAGCACUGCGUUGGGUGAUCGACUGCCGCGCCGAACUCGAGGACCAUCAGGCGGUGCUGGAGCAGGUGAUGGAGGGGUUGAAUGCCCAGCGGCCGCCGCCAGAGCCUAGGCCGCCCAAGAUAAAACGACGGGCGGCCGACAGCGAUGACGAAGAUGGCGGUCCGGAUUCCGGAGAUGGGGAGGCACAAGAGGAAGAGGAUGAGGCAGGCGAGAUGGCCGCUGAGGAUGUGCCUCCAUUGGUCGGUGCGAAGGAACUAUUGGAGGCCGCCCGCAAAGCCAAGAUGUCGGAAUACGACGCCCUGAGCGCUCACCAACGGUACGCCGUCAACAACGACUACAUCUCGUUCAAGAAGAACUGGCAUGAUGCGCUGCACCCGGAGGACCAGGUUCCCCUCCCCGAUCCGUCAACUUGGUUCGACGAGCAUGGCAGGCCGACCAAGGACGCCGUAGCCGACGCCAACGGGGACGACGAUCUCGUGGUCGAGCGCGAAAUUAUCGACCUCAAGUGUCCACUAUCGUUGCAGAUCAUGAAGGAGCCAUACAGCAACCAGAAGUGCAGGCACACGUUCGAAAAAUUGGCCAUCAUGGAGUUCAUCCAAAGCAACGGCGGCAUGGCGAAAUGCCCGGUUUGCUCCGAGGACCUGCGCAUCAAAGACCUGUACCUUGACGAGGUGGUCCUUCGGAAAGUCAAGCGGGCGGCCGAAGCAGCUAGGCGAGGAGUCGAUGACACUUCUGAUAUUGAGGCCGAAGACGAUGAUUCUAGUAUGAUUGUCGGGAAAUCCAUCAACAUCAAGAAGGAGAGAGCCCGAUCGCAACGCCGGAUGGAGGAAAUCGACGCAGACGACGAUUGAUGUUGUUAAGCGAACGUAUAAGCCACCAACUCACUGUUUGUUUACCCUUCCUCUGCCCGGCCCCCCGAGCCAGGCAUCACCCCCAAUCGUACACUAUAUACCAAUCGACCCGCCUGUGA
This is a messenger RNA of Chaetomium fimeti, 1470 nucleotides long. RefSeq names its product zinc-finger of the MIZ type in Nse subunit-domain-containing protein. Gene Ontology annotation, cellular component: nucleus; Smc5-Smc6 complex. Lineage: Eukaryota; Fungi; Ascomycota; Sordariomycetes; Sordariales; Chaetomiaceae. Gene Ontology annotation, biological process: protein sumoylation; protein ubiquitination; double-strand break repair via homologous recombination. The transcript is spliced from 2 exons. Bases 98 to 1351 code for a protein of 417 amino acids. Gene Ontology annotation, molecular function: ubiquitin-protein transferase activity; SUMO ligase activity; zinc ion binding. The record is from RefSeq and is a predicted model, not a curated record.